Tarenaya hassleriana is the source of this 988-nucleotide messenger RNA. RefSeq names its product nuclear transcription factor Y subunit C-1-like. The record is from RefSeq and is a predicted model, not a curated record. NCBI's taxonomy places the organism in Eukaryota, Viridiplantae, Streptophyta, Magnoliopsida, Brassicales, Cleomaceae. Gene Ontology annotation, cellular component: nucleus. The transcript is spliced from 3 exons. The coding region runs from base 20 to 742 and encodes 240 amino acids. Gene Ontology annotation, biological process: regulation of DNA-templated transcription. Gene Ontology annotation, molecular function: protein heterodimerization activity; DNA-binding transcription activator activity, RNA polymerase II-specific; DNA binding.
UCCACCGAACACUCCCAAAAUGGACCAAAACAACAACCAGCAGCCGCAUUCCUCCGCCUACCCUCCUCCUCCUCCUCCGUCCGCCGCCGCCGCCGCCUCCGGAGGCAUCGUCCCCUCAGCCGCCGCAGCAGCCGGAGGAACCCCCUACCACCACCUCCUCCAGCAACAGCAGCAGCAGCUCCAGAUGUUCUGGUCGUACCAGCGUCAGGAGAUCGAGCAGGUUAACGAUUUCAAAAACCACCAGCUUCCUCUCGCUCGGAUUAAGAAGAUCAUGAAGGCCGACGAAGAUGUCCGCAUGAUCUCCGCCGAGGCCCCGAUCCUCUUCGCCAAGGCCUGCGAGCUCUUCAUCCUCGAGCUCACGAUCCGAUCCUGGCUCCACGCCGAGGAGAACAAGCGUCGCACCCUCCAGAAGAACGACAUCGCCGCGGCCAUCACCAGGACCGACAUCUUCGAUUUCCUCGUCGAUAUUGUCCCCAGGGACGAGAUCAAGGACGAGGUCGCGCUCGGCGGGAUGGUGACGCCGACGGCGAGCGGUGUUCCGUAUUAUUACCCUCCGAUGGGUCAGCCGGCGGGUCCCGGCGGGAUGAUGAUCGGGAGGCCCGCCAUGGAUCCCACCGGAGUUUAUGUGCAGCCGCCAUCUCAGGCGUGGCAGAGCGUUUGGCAGACUUCGGCCACCGGCGAUGAGGUGUCGUACGGAAGCGGCGGGAGCAGCGGCCAGGGUAACCUUCAGGGCCAAGGCUGAGCAUGAGGAUUUCAGAUGCCGCCUUCUUGCCAGGUGCUGCUGUUGAAGACAGUGGAAUUCAGUCGACACUACCUUGAUUUUUCAUGCAUCUGAUUUAUGUCUGCUGCUUUCAAUUUUACGGGCUUACUUGGAAAAAGAAACUCAGCCUUCUGCGCAAAGCUUAUAAGACAAUGCAGCCAAAAACCAUAACUGCUGCAACUCAGCCUAACAAUAUGUCGAAUGUGCAGUUUCUAAUUUUCGCUUUCA